CCUCAGAGCAAUGUUUUCCCUUCUACAGGACGGUACCAUGUGACGCCAUGCGCGGCCUGCUGUUGGCAUGGUGUGCGCUUCUGGUGGGUGGGGCCCGGCCCAGCAUGCAGGCCAACUCCCUCAACGCGGACACAAGGCCUAACGCAUUCAGAUGCCCCAACAACGAGCUCGCCAGGACCGCACUGCAGAAGCUGGGCCUGGAGUCGGACAAGCUGCCCGAAGACUUGUGCACGCAUCCCAGCGUGGGGUGCGAGGAUUGCCGCGUGGUGCGUUUGGAGCUGAAGGCCUGGCUGAACGGAACUAUGGAGGCAUUCCAGGCGGUUGACAGCGUCAGCCCGUUCACAGCUCUGCGACGGCUGAGUCUCAAAGGGAGCGCCCUGUCCGGCGACCUCCGGAGCCUUGUGAACCUGACGGCGCUCGAGGUCAUGGAUCUGUCUGGCACCGCAGUCUCCGGCAACAUCACAAGCCUCAGCGGACUCAGAAAACUCAUCUCGCUCCAGCUCAAAAAGACCCAGGUGGAGGGCGACGUGGGCAGCCUGAGCCCGCUCACAGCUCUGCGAUGGCUGACUCUCGCGAAAAGCGGCGUGUCCGGCGAUGUGCAGAGUCUUGCGACGCUGACCGCGCUGGAGG
Molecule: messenger RNA, 630 nt
Organism: Effrenium voratum
Lineage: Eukaryota; Dinophyceae; Suessiales; Symbiodiniaceae
Source: the annotation of a GenBank genome assembly